Molecule: messenger RNA, 2548 nt
Organism: Homarus americanus (American lobster)
Lineage: Eukaryota; Metazoa; Arthropoda; Malacostraca; Decapoda; Nephropidae
Product: transmembrane protein 17-like
Exons: 5
Coding region: 1048-1620 (190 amino acids)
Biological process (GO): non-motile cilium assembly
Cellular component (GO): ciliary transition zone
Source: RefSeq, a predicted model, not a curated record
UUUAGUGUACGCAAUAAAACUAAUAUAUCAGAAUUCAAUGGCAGGAGGAUGGUUACCAUGGUAACAUCUGCUGGGAUGAUGUUUGUAAACAAAAGUUUGUGUUGAUGUCCCGUGUGUUGGUGAGAGUGUGUGGUCAAACCCCGUGUAAAGUGAAGGAGGACAAGACAACGAUAACACAACUAGGAAGGCAACUAGUUCUUGAAUACGUAAAUGUCAAAUAAGAGUUAUUGGUAAAGGUGGAACAGAUGGCUAACCUAACAAACUUUGAUAUCUGGUACCAAUGAAAGCAACUUUCUUAAAGUGGCAGGGUGGAAUUUUACAUAUCAGUUGUUGCACUGAAACAAACAAAGAGCAGAUGACAAGACUGAAUAUUUACAGUAAAUAAUUAAUUUCUUUGCAGACAAAGAACAGUGUCAUAUGAUCAGUUUUUCACCUUGUUUUACUCAUCAAUUUCCCUCAUCUUUCAUGCCUUAAUUGUAGAUAGAGGAAAACUAGAAAAAAAAUUCUACUAAUUAAAAUAAAAUGUUGCAUCAUUUUUAUUACUUACUAUCAUCCUAGAGGAGGCACACACCAUGUAAAUGGUGUCAUCUCUGGUCACCCUGCAAAAUAUGGUGAGUUUAGUACACGAGGUAGCUGCUGAGAAUAGUGGGAGGCCAGAGUCACUACCAAGAUCAGAGAAGUUACCAAGGACUAUUUCCAGCUUGAAAGUCAUAUACACUAAUACUGACAGUUUCCCUGAUAAGAGAACAGGAGAAUUGACCCGGAGGAAUGUGAGUUCAAUAUACUGUGAUGAAUAUGACUCAUUUACAAACCUUUCUCUGGCAAGUAAAAGUAAAGAACAUUAUGGAAAAAAAAUUAAUUAAAUCAAACAGCUCCUUCUGGUGUUAGCUGUCUGCUCCACUAUUAGCAAAAUGCAUAUGAUAAUUGGGUUAGAUUAGAUUAUGAAGUUGAAUAUGUAGCAGAGAACGAGAUGAAACACCUUGCUGAAUUACUGCCUGUGUCAACUGUUUCUUAAUAACUGCCAUUCCUGGCAAUGAACCAUACAUCAUGUCAAGAAUUCAGGGGAAUGCAAGGCGCCUUGUAUCAAACACUGUUGAAACCUUAACAGGGAAAUUUUUUCCUGGUGUUUCAUUCAGUCAACUUGGUGACAGUUCAUUUGGAAAUGAGGUAGUUUCAAGUCUCCCUCUCCAGAUGGUUAUAUAUUUUUCAGCACUCUUCUUUCCAUGUUGGUUUAUAACUUCACUGGUCAUGAUGAUCUUAAAGUUUCAGCACAUGUCAAAUGUUUACCAGUUUGUUCUGGUUGCUAUUUAUGUUGCUGUACCCCUAAUUGAAGUGAUCCGGCUCUACAUAGGACAUGUUGGGAAUCUUGAAGAAAAGGUCCCAGAGUUGGCUGGCAGCUGGUUAUUAAGUCUUCUCCUACAGUUACCACUACUUCUUUUCUUAGUCUUAGUGCCUGGCACUUGGCCAUUACCAAUGGAUUAUGCUAUCAAUUGUAUUUUUCUAUUUUUUGUAAUUUUACAUCUAAUUUUUGGCUACCGUGCAAUCAAAAUUACAGCUGCUCAUCAAGCACGAUUAUAUCACAUGUAUUUAGUAAUGAGACAGAUGCAAGAUGAAGAAUGACUUUUCCUGGAAGUAAAAUCGGUAAUCAAUACUGUAAACUGUACGUAUAACUUUGUUAAACUUUUCUUCUCAAUUUAUUUUGCAUUUGCUAUUGUUUCUCAGGCUGUAAAGGGUUAGUGACUGUAUUAGCCAUUAUCCUUUUCUGGUGAAUCAUUACAAAAUUAUUUCAAACACAGUACCCUGUACAGUUACUUGCUUAAUUUAUCCCAUACCUGAAGUCCCUUCAUACCAUACAAUCUCUCCUCAUAUCCCCAAAUUCUCUUGUAAAAAUAUAAAUUAGUCAAAACAUUGCUAAAAAAUUCUACAUGCUGAUUUGACAUCUGAUAGCUUUACAUUAUUAAAAUACAAAUGAAAACUUGAGUGAUCUUCAAUAAAUUUUCAUUUUUUACAUAGUUAAAAUGAGAAUUGACAAACAAAAAUUAUGUUUCGAAAUAUGAUGAGCAGGACAGAAGGAUAUAUACCCUGUACUGUACUAAGUCCAGGAACCAAGCAAAGUCAGAGGGUAGAAGGGCUGAAAAAGAGUUUCAGAGACAGAUUGCAAGUGAGGUCAAGUCAAACCCAAAGGCUUUCUACCAUUAUGAAAAGUGGAAAUUAAAGACACAUGGGUGUGUUAGAUCGGAGGCUUGAAUUUUUUUUUUUUUUUUUUUUUUAUGGGGAUUAGCCCACCCGAGUGUGUAAAUAGAUUAUUAAGUCCCAAUGUCUUACUAACUGAAACCCUGACUGGUUGUUUUUAUAUCUACAGUAAACCCUCGAUAACUCAUCACAUAGUAUAGGGCUCUGGCCUUGCCAAGAUCCCAAAUUCUGACUUAUUGAGGCACUUCUCCCGCUACAAAAGUACAAUAAAAAAUUAUCGACCCAUAUAUGUGUACAUGUAAUAACUAAAUGUAAAAAAGUAACACUUAGCAGCAAACAGGUGAAGAAUGAUGCA